Necator americanus (New World hookworm) is the source of this 1032-nucleotide messenger RNA. RefSeq lists its product as uncharacterized. The transcript is spliced from 7 exons. The record is from RefSeq and is a predicted model, not a curated record. Bases 1 to 1032 code for a protein of 343 amino acids. NCBI's taxonomy places the organism in Eukaryota, Metazoa, Nematoda, Chromadorea, Rhabditida, Ancylostomatidae.
AUGGCAACCACUUCCGUUCAAGUUCAAACCGGAGGACAGAGCAACACGUUGACGGUGGAAAAUUGCACUGAGAUGGAUGACAUAGCAAAUUUUUUUCUGUUACGAAUGGUGCUCAUUCUACAUACACUGUUUUCGGUUUUGGCAAUACCGCUGCUGAUAUUCUAUCUAAACCGAGUUCUUAUGAAACAACUCAUGCACUUCAAUACGAGAUUUAUUAUUAUCUUUAACGUCGUUUGCCUAUUCGUUCAUCUUCUAUCGAGAAUCUACCAGUAUAUGACGAAGCUUCUGGAAAUGUUUCGAGAACGUAGCAAUGGUUGCGAAAUUAUACCUGAUGUUAUGUACUGUUUCUACGUACGUUUACCUUACAACUGUGGGCUAUAUCUAUGCUAUAGUACGACUAUUAUGAUUGCUUUCGAGCGAUUGAUUGCAACAAUAUAUCUGCACAGGUACAACAGUAACAGGAGUGUAGGACCGCUACUUGUGUUUGCUCAGUUGAUUAUCUCGUCAGUAUUGCUGCUGAUUCUAUAUUUACCGUCAGAAUUUUCUGAUACAGUUAUAUAUUACUGCAUCGCAAUGUCAGCAAAGCGCCCAUUUUACACAGUUUUAUCACUGUCGAUCGCUAUGGUAAUCCAGAGCAUGGCUAUAAUUUUUUUCCACAGAUUAAAAUCUCUUAACAGGAAUCUCCGUUCGAAAUUGAAGAAGGAGGGUGAUAUUAACAGUCGGUACCAAGUCGAAGAAACGCUCAGGUCGUUGAACACCCUUUCAUCACUUUUCUAUGUGUCCUAUGCUUUUAUCUUGACAUAUGUUUCUGUAAUGUGCUUAAUCAUAGUAAUUGGUCAUAAGUUGUCACUGCCUCUUUUUCUGGCGCUGAUUGAAGGAUCUAACUGGAUGCCACAGUACUGUUUCGUUUUACCGCUGUUGUUAUGGCACCAGAGAAAGAAAAAUAUUAAUAAGGUGAGAAACAAUCUCACUAACGAGAUUGGUGCUGGAACUGAGCAGUAUCAGGAAGUCUUUCAAAAGAUGUGGAAAUAA